UCCCCACCCAUCUAAACAGGCAUAGAAUUGCACCCUUAACAGUUUUUCUGUGGUAAGGAACAAGAUGGAAGAAGCAGUGGGGAAACAUGAGAGGGUUACAAGUGGAAGAUGCCAUCAUCUCUGGACCAUCACACCACCCCAGUAAAAAUAGUUGUCCCUUUUAAGAUGGAAGAUGGCCUUGUGGAUGUGCUCCAGGCAUUCGGUGUGCGAGAGGGCAAGGACGGGGUCACCAUCGCUGCUGGCAUCUGCACCCAGAGGAAUGGAUCCGAGGAAAGUGACCUGGCCUUCCGCCUAGAGAAUCAGACACAUUUCAGUGCCACAACCAGGCAGCUCUUUCCUGAUGGCAUCUUCCCAGUGGACUUCUCAAUACUCACUACACUGCGAGCACUCAAAGGGAGCCAGUCUUUCUUGCUAUCCAUGUAUGAUGUGCGGGGCGUCCAGCAGCUUGGGGUGGAGAUUGGACGGUCCCCUGUCUUCCUGUAUGAAGACCAGCUUGGUCACCCUGUGCCCGAAGAUUACCCUCACUUUCGCCGUCUCAACUUGGCUGAUGGCAAGUGGCAUCGCAUUGCCCUGAGCGUGGAAGGUGGGAACGUAUCUUUAAGUGUCGACUGUGAAGACCCCAUGACACUACCCCUGAAGCGAGGUCCACAGCCUGUCGUCAGUGUCGAAGGCAUCACCUUGCUUGGUGCUCGCCGGCCAGAUGAAGAUGUUUUUGAGGGUGAUCUGCAGCAGCUGUUGGUUGUGCCGGAUCCAGCAGCCGCAGCCCGCUACUGCCAGCAUUACAUGCCUGAUUGCAGCAGGCAGCUCACUUACACGUUGCAUACCCAGGAUCCUGAAGAGAACAUUCCCCGCAGGAAGGGCAAGAAGGGCAAGGGCAAAGGCAGGGGCAAGGGCAAGAAGAGAGGCAGAGGGAAGAAGAAGAGGAACAAGGAGUCGCCCGAGACGUCCUCGCUCACUCCGGCCCCAGGCCAGUAUGAGACUGCAACUCAAGCUACUCCUACAAAGGCAGCAGCCGAGUUCUGGGAGGAGAGUCCCAAUGGAGAGCCUAGAGUCAUGACUGCUACCACCGUCACAGUCAGCUUUAACCUCACAGACAACUAUGAGGACCUUUUGGGAGAGGAGUAUGUGAUUGGUGAGGACACGGACCUGGAUGCCAAUGGCACUCUUCGAGCAUACGAUGAGAGGCUUGACUACCGAGCCAGGGACUAUGAGGACUACUAUGACCGAAGGGAUGGCAGUGAGGAAGAGCGGUAUGACCUAGCUGAGCGAAUUGAAGACACUGUCCAGUUCUCCAAGGAAAAAAAUCUGAAGGGAGAGAAAGGGGAGCCCGCAGUCAUAGAGCCGGGCUGGCGUUUUGAUGGGCCAGCUGGAUACCCAGGUCCACAGGGUGAGACAGGCCCCAUGGGACAAGCAGGGCCACCAGGAUUUCCAGGAGAUCCUGGAGAGCGGGGACCACCAGGACUCCCAGGCCUUCCAGGAGCUGAUGGCAUGCGUGGACCUCCUGGGACAAUGAUUAUGUUACCAUUCCAGUUUGGUGGUGACUCAGCUAAGGGCCCUUCAGUGUCCUUCCAGGAGGCCCAGGCUCAGGCUAUUUUGCAGCAAGCAAAGCUUUCCAUGAAGGGUCCCCCUGGUCCCAUGGGCCUUACUGGACGGCCGGGGCCACUGGGUCUGCCAGGGAAUUCUGGACUGAAAGGGGAUUCUGGUGAUCCAGGACCACAGGGUUCCCCUGGCAUACAGGGAUCAGUUGGACCCCCAGGGAAAACUGGAAAGCGGGGUCGCUCAGGAGCAGAUGGUGCCAGAGGACUCCCGGGAGAAACUGGACCCAAGGGUGAUCGGGGCUUUGAUGGGCUCCCAGGACUUCCAGGAGAAAAGGGGAACCGGGGAGAUUUUGGAAAGCCAGGCCCACCUGGAGCUCCUGGUGAGAAUGGCGCAAAGGGAUCUGAUGGCACACAAGGCCCCAGAGGACAGCCUGGGGAAGCUGGCAUGCGUGGUUUGGCUGGCUCACGAGGUGCUCCUGGACCCCCAGGCCAGCCGGGUGUCAGUGGCAUUGAUGGGGCACCUGGACAGAAAGGCAAUUUGGGCAUUCAGGGUGAGCCAGGCCCGCCUGGGCAGCAGGGAAAUCCUGGUUCUCAGGGUCUGCCUGGUCCCCAAGGUCCUGUUGGGCUUCCAGGUGAAAAGGGUCCACCAGGAAAAUCAGGGAUACCAGGAAUGGCUGGGAUGGAUGGGCCUCCGGGUCAUCCUGGAAGAGAAGGGCCAGCUGGAGAGAAAGGAGUCCAGGGUCCAUCUGGUGCAGCAGGGCCAAUUGGCUAUCCAGGGCCCCGUGGAGUCAAGGGGGCCUUUGGAGUGAGGGGCCUGAAAGGCAGCAAAGGUGAAAAGGGUGAAGAUGGAUUCCCUGGCUUCAAGGGUGAUAUGGGCCCAAAAGGUGACCGGGGUGAUGCUGGCCCUUUGGGUAUGCGUGGUGAAGAUGGCCCUGAGGGGCUGAAAGGGCAGGCUGGACCUCUUGGGGAAGCAGGUUCUCUUGGCCUAGCUGGAGAGAAGGGCAAGCUGGGGGUGCCAGGCCUGCCAGGGUACCCUGGCCGCCAGGGACCUAAGGGUUCGACUGGAUUUCCAGGGCCUCUGGGCCUCAUUGGAGAAAAAGGCAAACGAGGCAAAGCUGGCCAAGCUGGGCAAACUGGGCAGCGAGGUCCCUCGGGUCUUCCAGGUGAGCGUGGUUUGCCAGGGUCCACCGGAAAACCAGGAACAAAGGGCGACUCUGGGCAUGAUGGGGCCCCUGGGACUAUAGGGGAAAAGGGUCCUACUGGACCACAGGGCCCCAAUGGAUUCCCAGGACCCAAGGGACCACCUGGCCCUGCUGGGAAAGAUGGUUUACCGGGACAUCCAGGCCAGCGUGGUGAGCCAGGAUUUCAUGGCAAAAAUGGCCCACCGGGGCCUGCUGGUGUUGUGGGGCCACAGGGAAACUCUGGAGAAACGGGGCCCAUGGGGGAGAGAGGGCAUCCAGGAUCCCCUGGUCCUCCUGGAGAACAAGGGCUUCCAGGUGCUGCUGGCAGGGAAGGUGCCAAGGGUGAUCCUGGACCUAGCGGCAUCCCAGGUAAAAAUGGCCCUCCUGGAAUGAGAGGCUUUACGGGGGCUCGAGGACCUGCUGGAGAGACUGGACCAACCGGACUGAAAGGGGCUGAGGGACCACCUGGUCCACCAGGCCCCACGGGUUCCACUGGUGAGCGAGGGCCCUCAGGGGCAGCUGGGGGCAUCGGACUGCCUGGACGAGGGGGCAACCAAGGACCUCCUGGCCCUGCAGGGGAGAAGGGGGCACCGGGUGAGCGAGGCCCAAUGGGUCCAGCUGGGCAUGAUGGAAUCCUGGGUCCAAUAGGGCUGCUGGGCCCUGCCGGGCCACCGGGACUGGCUGGAGAAGAUGGUGACAAGGGAGAGAUGGGUGGUCCAGGACAGAAGGGAAGCAAGGGAGACAAAGGGGAAGCGGGUCCCCCAGGACCUACUGGGAUCCAGGGUCCUAUUGGGCAUCCAGGCCCUGCUGGAGCUGAUGGGGAACCUGGGCGCCGAGGGCAGCAGGGCAUGUUUGGACAGAAAGGAGAUGAAGGAGCCCGUGGAUUCCCAGGGGUCAGUGGCCCAUCCGGGUUGCAGGGGAUGCCAGGCCCCCCAGGCGAGAAGGGUGAGAGCGGCGACGUUGGCCCAAUGGGACCACCAGGAUCUCCAGGGCCCCGAGGCCCACAGGGUCCCAGCGGUGGGGAUGGCCCGCAUGGUCCACCUGGUGGACUGGGACAGCCAGGAGCUGUUGGUGAAAAGGGUGAGCCAGGUGAAGCAGGGGACCCUGGACCUCCAGGGGAGCCAGGACGGCAAGGCGUGAAGGGUGAUUUAGGUGAAAAAGGGGACUCUGGCCAAUCAGGAGCUGCAGGGCCCCCUGGCAAGAAGGGUCCCCCAGGAGAAGAUGGAUCGAAAGGGAACCUGGGCCCAAUAGGAUUCCCUGGUGACCCAGGCCCAUCCGGAGAUCCUGGCCCUCCUGGCCUAGAUGGAGGUCCUGGUGAGAAAGGUGACAUCGGAGAUCCUGGGCUUCCAGGACCCCCUGGAGCUUCUGGGGAACCAGGUCCACCAGGAUCACCAGGAAAGAGGGGACCUGUUGGCCCAGUUGGCCGUGAAGGUCGACAGGGUGAAAAAGGGGCCAAGGGAGAGCCCAGUACAGAAGGACCACCAGGGAAGAUGGGACCCGUGGGCCCACAAGGACCACCAGGUCGACCUGGCUCAGAAGGACUACGUGGGAUUCCCGGCCCAGCGGGUGAACAAGGUCUACUGGGAGCACCAGGCCAAGCAGGGCCCCCAGGACCCAUGGGUCCCACUGGGCUCCCAGGCCUCAAAGGUGAUCCUGGCUACAAGGGAGAGAAGGGCCAUGCAGGACUCAUUGGGUUGAUCGGCCCCCCAGGUGAGGUGGGUGAGAAAGGUGACCAGGGGCUGCCAGGGAACCAGGGAACACCAGGCCCUAAGGGCGACCCCGGAGUUGUUGGACCCCUCGGCCCCCCAGGCCCACCUGGCUCUCCCGGCCUCUCAGGACCUCUGGGACAAAAGGGCAACAAGGGGUCACCGGGGCCUAUUGGACCAAAAGGCGAUCCAGGACUUCGCGGACCCCCAGGGCCACCAGGCCGCCCAGCUGAGAUGCAGAACCCUCUGCCUAUGGAAAGUGGCCGCAAGAGCCGUCGCGACUGGGAGCUAGGGGAGCAGGGUGAUGCACCAGGGGCAAUGGAUGCUGACCCCGACGCCGAUGGACCGGCAGAGGUCCUGGCAGCCCUGAGCUCCCUACGUGACGAGGUGGAGCAAAUGCGAUGUCCGCUGGGCAGCCCAGAGAGUCCAGCCCGGGUCUGCAAGGAGCUUCAGUUUUGCCAUCCCCACCUCACAGAUGGUGAAUACUGGAUUGAUCCUAACCAAGGGUGCGGCCGAGAUGCCUUCAGAGUUUUCUGCAACUUCACAGCUGGUGGGGAAACCUGCUUAUUCCCCGACAAGAAAUUUGAGGCUGUACGACUCGCCGCCUGGAACAAGGAGCGACCAGGAAGCUGGUUCAGCACAUUCAAGAAGGGCAAGAAGUUCUCCUAUGUGGAUGCAGAUGGCAACCCCGUGCAAGUGACCCAGCUCACAUUCCUGCGCUUGCUGAGUGCCACUGGCUACCAGAACUUCACCCUCCUCUGCCAAAAUGCAGCUGCCUGGUAUGAGGCCAGCACCGACAGCCAUGCUCGAGCCUUGCGCUUUCUGGCCUUCAACGGGGUGGAGCUGAUGCACAACAGCACAGAAGUGCCAGUCCGUGCCUUGUAUGAUGGAUGCCAGGUGCGCAAGGGCCAGGAGCGGACAGUUCUGCAGGUUCGGACGGGACGCGUGGAGCAGCUGCCGUUGGCCGAUGUGGCCGUUCAGGAUUUCGGGGACACCAACCAGAAGUUUGGCUUUGAGCUUGGGCCUGUCUGCUUCAGCGGCUGAGUCCUUCAGAGAUGGACAGCCCUCUCCAGACUGUGGGACUACCACCCCCUGAGAAAGAGAGCGCUGAAAGCCCCUUCUCCCUGCAUUUGGGGAGUGGGCUGCAGGAGAGGAGCCGGCCCUGCAAAGACCUGCCGUUGUAUUUAACCAGAUGACAGCCUCCUAUUUAUGCGGCCAAGGUCCCUUGGGGCCGGGACUCUUGGGGAGCGGUGCAGGGCCCAGACUGAGCCAGGGCCCUCCCUUUCUGCUGCCCCGACAAAUGGUGCUAUUACGCCGCCUUAGUGAAGCACUGGACUGACUGCCCGGCACUGGCCACCUGCAGGGAUGGGGGCAACAGAGACCACAUCCCACACUGUUGACCUUCUCCCACCACCACUCCCACCACCACCACUAAUAAGGGCAUGGAGGCAUCAAGAUCUUGUUUGAAGCAUCUUGAGAACUGGGUGUUCAGGGCCAAUCUAUUGGCACAACCACCCAAAAAGGACACAGGGAUUGGAUGGGGAAAAUGGUGGGGUAGAGCAAACCAAUGAGCAACCAAGGGCAUGGAGCCAAGGCUUAAGGACUGAGCAGAGGGCAUCCAGAGCCUCCAUGUUGAUCCUAUUUAAUUCAGUUCAAUUGGAAGGUACUGUCUUGGCAUGACAGUGGUAUCCCACUCUUACCAUUUAAUCUGGAUAGGACAGGUCCCGUUAAGAACCUUGACAGAGUAGGGGGAUGGGUAGGGGUUAACCCCACCAGAAGAUGCCCAGAGACUCUACUUGGAGCCUGCACCCCCUUGUGGCUGUUCUUCACUGUUGCCUGUUCCUACUCCAGUGCCCUAACAACAAAGCCAGGGGAGCUGGGAGAGGCUGAGCCUGUUCCCCUCUUUUUGUCCUCCACAAAAAACCCAGCUAUGAACCUGAAGUUAUCUCUAAGGAUGGGUGAACAAGCAAUUUUCUCCAAACACCCAGUUUGAAGCUCACCUCGUCUCCCACUUCUUCUUUUUUUGCAAACGGGAAAGGUGUGUAUUUUGAAUGGUGGUGGUGGUGGGGGGAAAUGUGCACGUUCUAAAGAACACACCCAAAAUGUGCAGUUUUCCUCCAUAGGGCAAAGCAUAAAAAUUAGCAUUUCUUCUAACCCGAAUGCGAGUUCAGGAAUUUGCAAGCCUUUUCAGAGAACAUGCAUUCGGGUUCAGGGUUGCAGUCGUGGGACGCUUGCGCGGUUUGCAAGCACUGGUGAAAUUCGCAUACAUCCCUAGUUAUCUUCAUGCUUCAUGAAGAGGAACUAGUAGCAGUGCUCUCUCCACCCCGAUCACCCCUGUCUAUCAUUCCGUCCAUGUUGGGGCAGAGUGUGGAGGAUUCUGGGUCCCUGUUUCUUUUGGCAGAUGCCUUUAAGAUAUGGCUUGCAAUUCUGACAUGCGCGUCCCUCUGCGGAGGGAGGAUGACGUGGUGCAGGUUGGUUCCCAAUUAUCCCAGAACCUGUCAUUCUAACAGGUUCCCUGUUUGCCCAAAGCCCCUAAGAGUGGAUACAGGACAUAAGGCCUUUAAACCCUGUGCCUGUCCCAUACUCAGACCUUAGCACUGACCUUACUUCAAACUCUGGUGCUAUAGAUGCCUAUAUUUUGUAUGCUUCCUCCUUGUAUCUCAGGCUGUGGCACCCACCGGGUAUGUGCGUGUAUGUUUGUGUGGGUGAGUGGGUGUACGUGUGUUUGUUACUGUAUCAUCUUAACAACCUGUAUUAAACCUCAGAGCGUG
Messenger RNA from Elgaria multicarinata webbii, 7196 nucleotides. RefSeq names its product collagen type V alpha 3 chain (gene COL5A3). Bases 109 to 5469 code for a protein of 1786 amino acids. The transcript has 67 exons. Gene Ontology annotation, molecular function: extracellular matrix structural constituent. The record is from RefSeq and is a predicted model, not a curated record. NCBI's taxonomy places the organism in Eukaryota, Metazoa, Chordata, Lepidosauria, Squamata, Anguidae.